Molecule: messenger RNA, 11202 nt
Organism: Kazachstania africana CBS 2517
Lineage: Eukaryota; Fungi; Ascomycota; Saccharomycetes; Saccharomycetales; Saccharomycetaceae
Gene: TRA1
Product: histone acetyltransferase TRA1
Exons: 1
Coding region: 1-11202 (3733 amino acids)
Biological process (GO): regulation of DNA-templated transcription; DNA repair
Cellular component (GO): SAGA complex; nucleus; NuA4 histone acetyltransferase complex
Molecular function (GO): protein binding; transcription coregulator activity
Source: RefSeq, a predicted model, not a curated record
AUGACGUUGUCAUUAAGAGAACAGUUAGAGCAGUUUGCAGACAGAUUUGAUGCUGAAAGUGCUAAUUUACAAGAUAAGCAAGCAAUUCUCUCAGAAUUACGCGAUGUUUUGGAAAGUGCUUCAUCUGAGGAAUAUGAACUGUUCAUGAACAAUGUUAUCCCGCCUCUUUUGAAAAACCUGCAAGAAAUUCCAAUAUCAUUCAAUAAAAGAUCAUCAGAACAUAAAAUAAGAAACUUCAUCUUAGAUGUGCUGAACAGAUCUCUUUCUAGUCAUGCUACAGAUCCUCAAAUCAUUUCUGUAUUAGAUACUUUACUCUCCAUAUUACCAAAUGAAAAUGAAGAAAAUGGUAUACUUUGCAUGAAAGUACUUACCAUACUUUUCAAGACUUAUAAAGUUUUAUUACAAGACAAAGUCGCAUCUUUCAUUGAAAUCAUCAUUCAAUUUUAUAAAAAUGCUGCAGGGUCAGUAGAAAAGGAAUUCAGUGAAUCUGCUGCACCAGAUAGUCCGUCCAAGGAAGCCAGUGAGAAUUUAUUGGACGAUGAUGAUGAUAUUAUUAACAAUGACAACGAAGAUGAAAGUUCUACGAUAGAAUCUUUAAGAGCAACAACCUGCUCUUUUAAGGUGCUUUCAGAAUGUCCCAUUACAAUGGUCACUUUAUAUUCUUCCUAUAAACAUUUAACUAGCUCGUCUUUGUUGGAAUUCACUCCUCUAGUUAUGGAUUUAUUGAAAAUUGAGGCUGAACAACAAAAAAAUGCCCGUAUGCAAGCUGAACGUGAAGGUAGAAAAUUUACUGAUAUUUCCCCAGAUAUUAAAAAUAGAUCUGUAUAUUGUGAAUUCAUUCUCGCUCAAAUUAAGGCUACCUCAUUUUUGGCCUAUGUCUUUAUUAGGGGUUAUGCUCAAGAAUACUUGAAAAGUAAUGCUGAAAUGGUGCCAGCUUUAAUAAUACGAUUAUUACAAGAUUGCCCAUCUGAAUUAUCUUCAGCAAGAAAAGAACUUCUGCACGCCACAAGACAUAUCCUUUCUACAAAUUACAAAACUUUAUUUUUACCAAAAUUAAACUAUUUAUUCGAUGAAAAUGUAUUAAUAGGUAGUGGCUUCACUACACACGAAAUUUUAAGACCAUUGGCUUACAGUACAGUCGCCGAUUUCAUCCAUAAUAUCAGGUCAGAGUUGAGUUUAGACGAUAUUGAAAAAACCAUUAGGAUGUACACUGGUUAUCUUUUAGAUCAGUCCCUAGCGUUAACUGUACAAAUAAUGAGUGCAAAAUUACUUCUGAAUUUAGUCGAGAGAAUUCUUAAACUUGGAAAAGAAAAUCCUCAAGAAGCACCACGAGCCAAAAAAUUAUUGAUGAUUAUUAUAGAUUCCUACACUAAGAGAUUCAAAAUGUUAAAUAUGCAAUAUGAUACUAUUAUCGAACAACAUGAAGAUUAUGAAAAGAAAAAGACCGAAAAAAUCGAAGCUGGUCAAAAUACGUUAAAGACAGAGGAUAUUGAACCAGAUGCCUUCAUGGCUAAAUUUUUCCGUGUGAGUAAUGAUUCAACAAAUAACAACCUAACAAAGGAUGAUAAAAAAGAAAUCCAGAAGGAUAGUGAUGGUGAUAUAAAUAUGAAUGAAGAUGAUGAUACAAAAAAGGAGCAAAUAAAAGACCUAGAGCAUGGCCCAAUAGAUAUCUUCAAUAUUAGUAAUUAUUCUCCUAUUCAAUUAUCCCCAGUACCAAAUGGUGACCCAAUCAAAGAUGCCUUCUACAUAUAUCGAACACUUAUGUCCUUCUUAAAGACAAUCAUUCAUGACCUUAAAUUGUUCAAUCCUCCUCCAAAUGAUUACACUAUUGCUCAUCCAAAACAAUGGGCUGCUGUUUCUAGAGUUUUCUUUUAUGAGGAAGUGGUCAUGCUCAAAGCCUUGUUUCAUGAAUGUGUAACGGGCUUGAAAUUUUUUGGCAACAGAGAUACAAAAACUGUUACCACUAAGAAACAUUUUGAUAUCACGAUGCCAAGUUUGCCGGUUACGACGUCAAAAGAUGGCAGAGAAUUGAUGGAUUACCUUGCAUUCAUGUUCUUACAGAUGGACAAUUCCACUUUUAAUGAGAUCAUUGAAUCUGAACUGGAAUUCCUCUAUAGUUGCAUGCUUCAGGAUUCUGCUUUGCUUCAUGUGGCACAGUCCUUUUUAACAAGUGAAAUAACAUCGUCUAAUUUUGCAAGCAUUCUCUUACGAUUUUUAAAAACGAAAUUAAAAGAUUUGGGUAACGCUGAUUUCAAUGAAUCAAAUAUCUUAAUACGCCUUUUCAAACUGUCUUUUAUGUCAGUGAAUUUAUUCCCUACCACUAAUGAAUUAGUUCUAUUACCACAUCUUAAUGACUUAAUCCUAGACUCACUAAAAUAUUCUGCUACUACCGAGGAGCCACUAGUAUAUUUCUAUCUAGUGAGAACGCUAUUUAGAAGUAUCGGGGGCGGCAGAUUUGAAAACCUCUAUAGAUCCAUCAAACCCAUCCUACAAGUUUUAUUACAGUCAUUAAAUGAAAUGAUAUUGACUGCGCGUUUACCUCAUGAACGCGAGAUUUAUGUGGAAUUGUGCAUUACUGUUCCUGUAAGACUAAGUGUAUUGGCACCUUAUUUACCUUAUCUCAUGAAACCACUGGUAUACGCCCUACAAGGGUACCCAGAACUUAUUUCACAAGGUCUCAGGACUUUAGAAUUAUGUAUCGAUAACCUCACUGCUGAAUACUUCGAUCCGAUUAUCGAACCAGUAAUUGAUGAUGUUUCAAAGGCAUUAUUUAAGUUGCUACAACCUCAACCAUUCAAUCAUACAAUAAGUCACACAGCUGUGAAGAUCUUGGGUAAAUUAGGUGGAAGGAAUCGUCGGUUCUUAAAGCCCCCAUCUGAUCUCAAAAUAGUAGAUGAGUUGAGUACAGACAUUAAUGCCCUUUUUAAAGUAAAUGGCCUUAAUGCUGAGAUUCCCCUAUCAAUAACACCAGGUAUAGAAGCUGCAUUAGAAAUUAUAGAAAAUUAUAAAGUUGACAUCCAUUAUCGAAAGAAUGCCUACAAAUAUAUCUCAAACGUUCUUCUUUUAUUGGUCAAAUCAUCUAUCAAUUUUCCAGAAAACUACAAAUCUUUACUGAAAGGAGCUGCAGGAAUACCUCUUGCUGCUAAAGUCGAAACUAAGAUGAAUUUUGAGUUAGGACAACCAAUUGAUAGAACUGCAUUUUCUGACAAAGAGAUCUUGUUCAUAAAGCUCUUAGAAGCCGUCUUUUUCGCUGCCUCUGUCGAUGAAAUAAAAGCUGAUGCAUCAACUUUAAUCAAUACUAUCGUUGAUCACUUUUGCUUACUGCAAGUUAAUAGUACUCUGUUGAAAAAAAGACACAUCAACAAUCUGUACAAUUUAGACAUUGAACAACCUGAAAUGGUCUUUAGCAGCAACGUUCUUGUUCAGGCGAUCUGCACUUCUCUGGCAUGUUAUAUACCGGCAGUUCAAAAAAGUGCCAUAGAUGCUAUUCAACGUAUUUGUGAACGUUGCAAGAUAAUUUACGAUGAAAAACUUGUGUUCGAAUUCUCUUUAAUCUACGAUUUAAUGAAACAGUUUAUGCAUUGUUGCUACAAUGAGGCAUUCUAUGAUAAGAACGCUGGUGUUUUAGGUAUUCAGACAUUGGUUGAGAAGGCUGGAGUUUCAACUGAUUUCUUAAAGAUAACGCAGCCUGGAUUAGUUGCUGGGUUCCUUUUUGUGCUCAAAGAUACACCUGUAGGAGCUCCAUCGGUAAUAACAAAGGCUGCUGAGGAUUUAUUGUUUGAAAUUCUGAGAUUGACUUGUGAGGGCUUAUCUGAAUCUGAUCUUGAAUCGAAGGGUCUACAACACUCACUUACCGAUAUCGUAUGUGAAUUAAGCAAUCCUAAUGAGAAAGUUAGAAAAGCUUGUCAGAGAUGCUUAAGUGUCAUCUCGGAAGCAACAGAUAUCCCUAUUGUAAAACUUAUGGAGAGAUCCAAGAACUUUCUGUUCUCUCCUAUAUUUGCAAAGCCACUGAGAGCUCUAUCAUUUACCAUGCAAAUUGGUAAUAUAGAUGCUGUUUCAUACUGUCUCGCACUACCAAAUACUUUUUUGACUUUUAACGAAGAGCUUUUUAGGCUCCUGCAAGAAGUUAUAGUUCUAGCAGAUGCCGAAGAUGAAUCAUUGUCUACUUUACAAAAGGCAACAGAAUAUAAAACCUCAGAACAACUCAUAAAGCUUAGAGUAUUCUGCAUAAAAUUAUUGGCUCUUGCGUUAAAAAAUGAGGCUUUUGCAGCUGCUCAACAGGGAAAUAUUAGAAUAAGAAUUUUGGCUGUUUUUUUUAAGACAAUGUUAAAAACCUCUCCUGAAAUUAUUGACACAACGUACGAAGCAUUAAAAAGUGCCCUAGAAGAGAAUUCAAAACUACCCAAGGAACUGCUACAAAAUGGUUUAAAGCCUAUACUAAUGAACCUUUCGGAUCACCAGAAAUUGACAGUCCCUGGACUAUACGCCUUAUCAAAAUUGUUAGAACUGUUGAUCACUUAUUUCAAGGUCGAAAUUGGUAAGAAGCUUUUGGACCAUUUGACGGCAUGGUGCAGAUUGGAAGUUCUAGAUACUAUAUUCGACCAAGAUAUAAUAGACCAAACACCAAACAAUAUUAUAGUCAAUAUCAUUAAUGUGUUUUAUCUGUUGCCUCCAAGGGCCGACAUGUUCUUGAAUGAUCUAGUACUGAAGAUAAUGUUUUUAGAAAGAAAGCUUCGAAUUCAGUUAAAUUCUCCAUUCCGUCUACCACUAGCCAAAUAUCUCAAUAGAUUCCAUACCUCUGUCAUUGAGUAUUUCAAAAAGAAUAUGGCUCUGCGCCAACUUAUUCUUUUGAUGUGUAGCAUUAUUCAAAGACCCGAAGCAAGUGACCUAGCUGCUGAAUUCGAAAAAGAAAUGCCUGAAUUCUACAACUACUAUAUGGCUAACAUUCCUACUAACCAGGUGAGAGUUGUCAGCUUCUUUGCCAAUAUGGUUGACCUCUUUGAUACGAUGUAUAAAAUUAAAGGCUCCGAGUGGUUAAAAAACCAAAGAGAAAUGGUCUUUAAGUUGCAAGAUAUGCUGAAACUUACAUUUAAGACCAUCAAUGAAAGUUCUUUCCACUUAGAUGAACUUCAGCUAAAUCAGGCAAUCGACAAGUUUCAAAAUAUUUAUAUUCGUUUUUCAGAAUUGAAUAAGCAAGAACCACAGCUUGUCCUUGAUCUUAUUGAGUUUGGAAUUUCACAUUCCAUGAGAUUUUCGCCUUCAUUUUUGACUUAUAUAUUUGAAGAUGUUGUGAAGACAGAAGACAAAGACUACCAGACAUUAUUUUUGGAUACAUCAUUGAAAUUCAUGCUGAACUCUAAUAACUUGAAAAGCCGUGUCUUUAUUUUGAAGAAAAUAGUUAAUUCUUCGUUAAUUUACGAGGGUUUGAAAUAUGGGUCUCUUGAGCGUUUUAUGAAGGAUAAUAGUAAACCGGAGUGGCUAGAGCUAAUCCAUACGAAGAUAUGGAAAAGUGGAAAUGAAGAUUUAUUUACCAAGGUUUCUGGCGACUACAAUUUCUAUAGGUUCGAACUGCUCCAACUUUCUGCCAUCUUUAUUAAGUGGGCUCCAAAACUUAUCGCAGACAUACGGAAGAACGUGAUUAAGUUUAAUUGGAACUUUAUCAAACUAACUGAUACGCUUAUAAAACAAACAGCUUAUUUAGUUACCUCCUUAUUCAUUGUUAACUAUGAGUUCCCUAUCAGCGUCACUACACAGGUAUUUGUAGCACUCUUACGAAGUCCUCAGAGCGAAUCUCGUUAUUUGGUACGCCAAUCUUUGGAUAUAAUUGCACCAAUAAUCAGUAAGCAAAUGAAUGAAGCUGGAACACCCAACGAAUGGGUGAAUUGGGUUAAACGUGUUAUGUUCGAGAACACAUCAAUCCAGAAUAACGUUUUAUAUCAAUUUUUAGUUAGCCACGGGGAUCUAUUUUAUGAAUCAAGGAAUUUAUUCCUAUCUAACAUUAUUCAUUAUAUGAAUAAAAUAACUUUCAUACCAAAUUCUAGCCCUGAAAACCAUAUAUUGGCUAUCGAUUUGGCUUCACUCAUUCCACGUUGGGAAGACAAAGCACUGAAAGAUGUAGCUGCCAUCGAUCAUUCAGUCGAUGGUGAUGUUGAUAUGGAUACAGAAGCCACUAUUUCUCAAACAGACAUCAAACAUCUUACCACGCAUUCAGCAAUUCCCAUCAAUUUACGGGAAACAUUCAUUUCUUUCUUGAUAAGAUACAUCUGCGCCAGUGAUCAUAGAGCUACUGAUAACGAGUUAGGCCUGAAAGCUGUAGAUAUUCUAUCUCAACUACUCUCUCCAGAUCGUUGGGGAGAUGUCAACGUGAAACUAUCCUAUUUUGAAAAAUUUUUGGUGAACUUAGAUUUGGGAUCUGAGAAUUUGGUGUAUUACUGCAUGAAUACACUUGAUGUCCUAUACAUCUUUUUCCGCAGUAAGUCCAACGAAUGGAUUAUUGAUAAUUUAAGCACAAUUCAAACAUUAUUAGACAAAUGUAUCCAAGUGAAUCAUCAUGAUAUUCAACAGGCUCUCGUAAAAGUACUCAAUACCCUUUUGAAGGCAAUGAAAUCCACUACUGGUAUAACGCCAGCGGAAGAGGAGACUCCUUCAAAAACGUUUAUCAAGUAUUUGAUUUCUACCAUUAAUAGAGAUCUUCAGGGAACAUCUUCUAUUUCUGCUGGUGUAACGCUAGCUUGGACGCUUUUUGUCAAUUUUCCUGACGCUAUUGAUUCUUUAUUAUCCAUAUUGAUGAAAACGUUUAAUAAAUUGUGCAAAGAUCAUUUGAGUACGUCACAGCCAAAAGACGCUGUUAUGGUUGAAGAAGCAAAACUCACAACAAAACUACUUGAGAAACUCUUAUGUCUGUUAUCUGCUAAAGUUUCGGCAUUGGGUGAUGUACGUCGUCCGUUUUUGUCUACCAUAGCACUUUUAAUUGAUCGCUCAAUGGAUCAAAACUUUCUAAGAAAGAUUAUCAUCGUUUCUGGAACCUGGGUUUUCAACAAUGAAAUAUUCCCCACGAUAAAAGAGAAAGCUGCCAUUUUAACUAAGAUGCUGGCAUUUGAGGUCAGGGGCGAGCCUUCCCUUUCAAAAAUGUUUUAUGAGAUUGUGCUAGAACUUUUCGAUAAAAAACAAUUCAUAAACACUGAAAUUACGGUAAGAAUGGAACAACCAUUUUUAGUUGGUACAAGAACGAAUAACAUCGAAAUAAGAAAACGUUUCAUGCAAAUAUUGGAGCACAGUCUGGACAAAGAUAUCAAGGAACGUUUGUAUUACAUCAUCAGAGAUCAAAAUUGGGAAUUUAUAUCAGAUUAUCCAUGGCUAAAUCAAGCAAUUCAACUCUUAUUUGGCGCCUUUGAACAACAAUAUAUGCUAUCUCUUGAAGCUCCAUAUCCUUUACCUCUACCUAAUACUUUGGAGCACUUUCUUCCCGAGGAAUUUAAAAAUUCAGGAGAAGUUGAGGAUUCUAAGCUUUCGCAAUUUAUUAAUGCCCAUACAGAAAGUAUAACAAAACUAUGCAAUGUUCCGACAGAGGAUAUUCUUGGUCCCUUGACCGAGAUCUUUUACCAAGAUGCCAGAGCUAUCAAAAAUACCUGGGUCAACAUAUUCCCAGAGAUUUAUAAGUGCAUUCCUCGUAAUGAAAAGUACGGAUUUGUUCGUUCUUUGAUUACACUUCUAUCCAAACCAUAUCACUCCAGACAAGUAAAUGGAAAGGUUAACAUCAUUUCAGUACUUUUGGAUUCAAUUAGUGAAAUUGAAGGUCUAGAAAUCCCUCCACACUUAGUGAAAUACUUGGCCAUUUCUUACAACUCCUGGUACCAGUCGCUGAAAAUUUUAGAAUCAAUUCAGGAAAAUAACUUAAUUGACAAUUCAAAGAUAAUCGAGACAAACCAAGAUGCCUUAUUGGAAGUUUACCGUAACUUACAGGAGGAGGAUAUGUUUUAUGGUUUAUGGAGAAGACGUGCGAAGUAUAAUGAAACCAGUGUAGCUUUAUCGUACGAACAAGUUGGAUUGUGGGAUAAGGCUCAACAAUUAUAUGAAGUCGCUCAAGUCAAAGCAAGGAGUGGUGCAUUGCCAUAUUCUGAAUCUGAAUAUGCUUUAUGGGAAGAUAACUGGAUUCUCUGUGCCGAAAAGCUACAGCAAUGGGAUAUAUUGACGGAAUUAGCAAAACAUGAAGGGUUUACAGACUUGCUAUUAGAAUGUGGAUGGAGAGUAGCCGACUGGAAGUCUGAUAGGGAAGCACUAGAACAAUCAGUUAAAAGUGUUAUGGACGUUCCUACCCCAAGAAGACAAAUGUUUGAAAGUUUCCUCGCACUUCAGAAUUUUGCAGACACAGGAAAGGGAGACCAGGACGUUCGUAGAUUAUGUGACGAGGGUAUUCAAUUAAGUUUACAUAAGUGGUCUUCGCUCCCACAAAGAUACACACCAGCACAUAAAUGGCUGCUACAUGGAUUUCAACAGUACCUUGAAUUUUUGGAGGCCACCCACAUCUUUGCUAAUUUGCAUACUACUACUGCUCAAAAUAUAGAUUCAAAGGCUCAAGAAGUGAAGCGAGUGUUUCAAGCUUGGAGAGACCGUUUGCCUAAUAUAUGGGAUGAUAUUGACCUGUGGAAUGACCUGGUAACAUGGAGGCAACAUACUUUUAAUGUGAUAAACAACGCUUACUUGCCGUUAAUUCCUACUUUACAACAGAAUAACAGUAAUAAUACCAUCAACACUCAUGCAUACCGAGGAUAUCAUGAAUUGGCAUGGAUAAUAAAUAGGUUUGCACAUGUAGCAAGAAAACAUAACAUGCCAGAUGUUUGUGUCAGUCAACUUGCCAGAAUAUACACUUUGCCUAAUAUUGAAAUUCAAGAAGCGUUCCUUAAAUUACGUGAACAGGCAAAGUGCCAUUAUAAAAAUAUGAAUGAGCUAACAACUGGUCUAGAUGUUAUUAGUAAUACCAAUUUAGUGUAUUUCGGUACUGGACAAAAGGCAGAGUUUUUUACCCUGAAAGGUAUGUUCUUAUCUAAGCUUAAAGCAUAUGAUGAGGCUAACCAAGCUUUUGCAACUGCUGUCCAAAUUGAUCUGAACCUUGCAAAGGCGUGGGCUCAAUGGGGUUACUUCAAUGAUCAUCGUUUAUUAGAAGAACCUAACAAUAUCAGCUUUGCAAGCAACGCCAUUAGCUGCUACUUACAAGCUGCUGGUCUGUAUAAGAACGCCAAGACAAGAAAUCUGUUAUGUCGUAUACUUUGGUUGAUCAGCAUGGAUGAUGCUUCUGGCUCUUUAACAAAUGCUUUUGAUUCAUUUAGAGGGGAGGUACCGGUCUGGUAUUGGAUCACAUUUAUUCCACAACUAUUAACGUCAUUGUCUCACAAAGAGGCCAACAUGGUUCGCCAAAUACUGAUCAGAAUUGCCAAGAGUUAUCCACAAGCUUUACAUUUCCAACUAAGAACAACUAGAGAAGACUUUGCUGUCAUUCAAAGAAGAACUAUGGCUGUAUUAGCUGAAAAAGGAGAUUCUGCUGAUGUUUCACAAGCUACCAAUAACCAAAGGCAACCAUGGGAACAUUUGCAAGAGUUGAGUAAUAUAUUAAAGACGGCUUAUCCCCUGUUGGCCUUAUCUUUAGAAUCGCUGGUUACGCAAAUCAAUGAGAGAUUUAAGAGUACGCCAGAUGAAGAUUUAUUUAGACUGAUAAAUGUUCUUUUGAUCGAUGGUACUUUCAAUUAUAAUCGCUUACCACUUCCAAGGGCUAACUCACCGCUUCCUUCUAACACUGAAACAAACUUAGCAAGACUGUCUGACACAUUAUUGGAUCCACAUAUAAGGCCGAAAUUCAAUGCCGACUUUAUUGAGAGCAAACCUGAUUUUGAAACAUACUUGAAGAGGCUGCGCUAUUGGCGUAGAAGAUUAGAAAACAAGCUGGACAGAGCACCACAAAUUGAAUAUUUAGAAAGAGUAUGUCCUAAUUUGAGUAAUUUCCAUUACCAAAAAUUCGAGGAUAUAGAAGUUCCUGGUCAAUAUCUAUUGAAUCAUGACAAUAAUACGCAUUUUGUGAAAAUAGCUAGAUUUUUGCCGGCUGUUAAUUUUGUUCGCGGUACACAGACCUCUUACAGAAGAAUCAAUUUACGUGGCCAUGACGGUAGCGUUCAUUCUUUUGCUAUUCAAUCGCCCGCUGCAAGACAUUCUAGAAGAGAAGAAAGAAUGUUCCAGUUUUACAGGCUGUUGAACAUUUUAUUGCAGAAUAAUGUACAAACUAGAAACCGUAAUUUACAGUUCACUCUCCCUGUAGCGGUCCCACUGUCACCGCAGGUUAGAAUAAUGAAUGAUAAGUCCUCUUUUAUUACAUUACAUGAGAUUUAUGAUGAAUAUUGCCAUAAAGCGAAGAUAGAUUCUGACAAAAUUCAUGACUUCUUUUCAGAGCAAUUGAAUAUUGCACAUGAUAAGUCAUUACCAACACCUGACAUAACACUUGUAAAAGUUGAAAUUUUGAGUUCUAUACAAUCGAUGUUUUUACCUUCAACAGUUUUGAAGGACUACUUUGCCUCAAUUUACACAGAAUUUGAAGAAUUUUGGUUAUUUCGUAAGUACUUUGCUUCGCACUACGCGUCCUUUACAUUUAUGACCUACAUGAUGCUCAUUAAUAACCGAACUCCCCACAAAAUACAUAUUGAUAAGCUAUCUGGUGAUGUAUUUACAUUAGACACGUUGCCGUCGAGAUAUCCCUAUGAAAGAGUGAAACCUUUCUUGAAACAUGCUGAGAUAUCCAACCUGCCAGCUGAUGCACCAAUAUUCCAUAAUAACGAACCAGUUCCAUUCAGAUUAACACCAAAUAUACAGAAAUUAAUCGGUGAUUCUGCACUAGAGGGUGUUUUCUCAAUUGACAUGUUUACUCUUGCCCGUUCAUUAAUUGACGCAGAAAAUGAGUUGAAUACUUAUCUGACUCUAUUCAUCCGUGAUGAAAUUAUCUCGUGGUAUAGUAACCUACAUAGACCAAUAACUGAAAAUCCUCAGCUAACGGAAAUGGUUAAGUCAAAUGUUGGUUUGAUUAUUAAAAGGGUGUCCCAACUAAGCCAUCUAAGCUCAACACCAAAUGUUACUACACAAUUCGUGCUAGAUUGUAUAAGCUCAGCUGUGAAUCCAAGAAACUUAGCUGCUACAGAUUCAAGCUACAUGGCAUGGUUUUAA